This is a messenger RNA of Saxophila tyrrhenica, 2199 nucleotides long. RefSeq lists its product as uncharacterized. The transcript is spliced from 3 exons. The coding region runs from base 1 to 2199 and encodes 732 amino acids. The record is from RefSeq and is a predicted model, not a curated record. Gene Ontology annotation, biological process: epoxide metabolic process. Gene Ontology annotation, molecular function: epoxide hydrolase activity. NCBI's taxonomy places the organism in Eukaryota, Fungi, Ascomycota, Dothideomycetes, Mycosphaerellales, Extremaceae.
AUGGCACGACCCUACUCUACCCUGCCAGCUGGCGUGAAAGCAGCAUCAGAGGUUUUCAAUGUCUCAAUCCCGGAAGAGAAGGUCACCGAAAUGAAACAGUUGGUCAGGCUGUCGAAACUCCCACCACGGACGUAUGAGAGCGUUCAAUCUGAUCGUCGGUAUGGAGUGACGAGUGACUGGCUUCAAGAAGCCCGAGAUGCGUGGCUUGAGUUUGACUGGCGCAAGGUCGAGCAAGACAUCAACCAGUUUCCAAACUACGUCAUGCCCAUCCAGCAUGACGGCGACAGCCUCAAUAUCCACUUCAUUGCUCUGUUCUCUGAAAGGAAGGAGGCAGUUCCAACUUUGUUCCUACACGGAUGGCCUGGCUCAGUUCUCGAAUUCGUGCCCAUCCUAAAACUACUGAUGGAGAAAUACACCGCUUCGACCCUGCCAUAUCAUGUGGUAGUGCCGUCAAUACCCGGCUAUGCGUUCUCCUCUCCGCCACCAAUUGACAAAAGCUACGGCCUGGAGGACAUGGCCGCCAUCUUCAACACGCUCAUGAGACAUCUCGGCUUCGAGGACGGCUACGCAGUACAAGGCGGCGACAUCGGCAGCAAGGUCGCCAGAGUAAUGGGUGCUCUCCAUCCUGGCGUCAAAGCAGUUCACAUUAACUUCUGCAUCAUGCCCGAUCUAGGCAACAUUCCCGACUCCGAGUACAAUGAAUUUGAGAGGGAAGGCUUGCGGCGCAGUGCAGAGUUCAAACGCAUCGGCGCUGCAUAUGCCACGGAGCACGCUACGCGCACGAGCACUAUCGGAGCGGUACUAUCGAGCUCUCCGCUCGCUCUGCUUGCGUGGGUGGGGGAGAAGUUCUUGGAGUGGACAGACAAUGAUCCAGCAAUGUACACCAUCCUCGCCGAUAUCAGUCUUUACUGGCUGACCGAGUGUGCGGCGACGUGUCUGUACCCCUAUCGUCAACUCUUCACACCUGGGUACGUGGUGGCUCACGAGAAGAAGGAAUGGCGGGUCAAAGGCGCAUUAGGAUUCUCUUGGUUCCCGAAAGAAAUUGCUCCUGUGCCUCGAGCGUGGGCUGCGACGACUGGCGAUUUGGUCUUUUGGCGCCAACACGAGAAGGGGGGCCACUUUGCUGCGCUGGAACGGCCGCUGAGACUCGGUAAUGGAUCCGAUGCAUUGCAUUCCCAUGGAUUACCGCACUACCUACCGCGAGCGCCCCUUCGAAGCGCAGCCGAAUGGCAAGGCUUCAUUCCCCCUAGCAAGAUCCCAAUCAACCAUCCGUGGCUCUCGCGGUACUCAGCCUCCGCCCUGCUAUUUUUCGACGGCGCAUCACCAGCUGCUAAUCACAUCAACACGGAGACCAACGAACUUGUAGGCAAUCUAUACCAGCGCCCAUCCUUCCGUAUCGGCUUUGGGCGGGCUGCUCACGCCGGUGUGAUCCGAGCCUUCUGUGAAGCGUUCAUCCAAUCGCAAGGACACAACAUCUCAAUAGGACUCGUCCAAAACAACUCCCGCCAAACCCUUGCCGCCCUGUUGGCAGAUGUAGUCCAGGUGGCCAUCUCCGAUGAGCCUCAUCAUGUCAAUCUAGCCACCGGCGAAGGAUGGUGCGAGCCAAUUCGUCCCGUCUUCAACGACCACUCGAUACUCGUCGGACCUUCAAACGACCCAGCAGGUGUAAUCCGGCUGAACUCACUUGCAGCCGCUCUCCGUAAGCUUGCGCGAUCCACGCCCUACGAGCAAAACAGAUAUCGACAGAUGCUCUUCCACUCGUGCGGCGACGGGAGCGCGACAUUCUACCGCAAGCUGGAACUCUGGCACUCCGCGGGCAUAGACACUUCGCACGUGGAAUGGGCGAAGGCUUAUGCUCUCGAUCCUUUCGAGGCGUUGAUGAAGGCUCAGCGUGAGGGAGCGUACAUUAUGACCGAGAGGUCGACCUAUCUGUUAGCGAAGCACGGCGCUUACAUACCGAGUCUUCGAGUGUACAUCGAGGAGGAUCCGGCGCUGGUUAUAUCCUGCUCUGUUGUGAUGAACAGGGUGACGACUACUCACAAUGCUACCGCAAGGCAGUUUGCUGAAUGGCUCGGCAGUGACUCCGCACAACAUAUCAUCACGACGUUUGGACGAUCCCUCAGCUACUCCAAAUCAAUGUUUACAGCCGCCGCAGAGCCACACUUCGAGUACGGGCGGAGAUUGAAGGGCAAGCUUUGA